GUUCCGAGAUCUGGCCCUGAGCGCUCCACGUUGCCACUUUAGGGGUCUUCUGGAUUGUGCCCGGCCAGCGACCCUGCCGUUCUUUUCCUUCCAGCAUGAUCCGCUGGACCCCCAGCAACUUGACUGAAAGAGACCCCUCAACCUGGACGAACCCUUUGGCAGCCCCAGACCGUCCUUGAGGAGGAUGACUGAGACACUAUGGGCCACGCGCUUUGUGUCUGCUCUCGGGGAAGUGUCAUCAUUGACAAUAAGCGCUACCUCUUCAUCCAGAAACUGGGGGAGGGUGGGUUCAGCUAUGUGGACCUAGUGGAGGGGUUACACGAUGGACAGUUCUACGCCCUGAAGCGAAUCCUGUGUCAUGAGCAGCAGGACCAGGAGGAGGCCCAACGAGAAGCAGACAUGCAUCGCCUCUUCCAUCACCCCAACAUCCUUCGCCUUGCGGCUUAUUGUCUGAAGGAGCGAGGCACUAAACAUGAGGCCUGGCUGCUGCUACCCUUCUUCAAGAGAGGUACGCUAUGGGACGAGAUAGAACAGCUGAAGGACAAAGGCAGCUUCUUGACUGAAGAGCAAAUCCUUCGGCUGCUGCUGAGUAUCUGCAGAGGCCUUGAGGCUAUUCACGCCAAGGGUUAUGCCCACAGGGACCUGAAACCCACCAAUAUCUUGCUUGGAGAUGAGGGGCAGCCAGUUUUAAUGGACUUGGGUUCCAUGAGUCAAGCAUGCAUCCAUGUGGAGGGCUCCCGCCAGGCUCUGACCCUCCAGGACUGGGCAGCCCAGCGGUGCACCAUCUCCUACCGGGCCCCGGAGCUCUUUUCCGUGCAGAGCCACUGUGUCAUCGAUGAGCGGACUGAUGUCUGGUCCCUAGGCUGUGUGCUAUAUGCCAUGAUGUUUGGGGAAGGCCCUUAUGACAUGGUGUUCCAGAAGGGUGACAGUGUGGCCCUUGCUGUGCAGAACCAACUAAGCAUCCCGCAGAGCCCCAGGCAUUCUUCAGCCUUGCGGCAGCUGCUGACCUUAAUGAUGACUGUGGACCCCCAGCAGCGCCCUCAUAUUCCUUUCCUCCUGACUCAGUUGGAGGCACUGCAGCCCCCAGUUCAGAGCCAGCACACUACCCAAAUCUGAACAAACCUGUGGCCAUGUUGAGAAGGUGGCCCCUGUGCCUUGGGAAGAAGCUCCCAUCCCUUAGUGGAAUCUCCAUCCCUUCUACCCAGGACAGCUCUCUUGUAGUUGGGGGCAGCUGGGGGGUGGGGACAGUCAGCUCCGUCUUCUGUCUCUGAUUCUGCUCUCUUGCGCCCAAGAGCAACAACUGGACUGGGGGUCUGACUGGGUAGCGGGGGGUGAGGGUGGGGGAUGGGGAAAGGGGAACUGAUAGAAUCUGGUAAAGGCUCUGAGCAGGACUGCUGAGCUUACAUCAUGAUCUGCCUCCAAAUCUGGGAGCAGGAAAAUGUAUGAAUAGAAGAAUAAAGUGAAAGUAGCUUGGUGUGA
Messenger RNA from Kogia breviceps (pygmy sperm whale), 1479 nucleotides. Lineage: Eukaryota; Metazoa; Chordata; Mammalia; Artiodactyla; Physeteridae. The record is from RefSeq and is a predicted model, not a curated record.